AUGACUAUUCUCCAUGUGCGACUUCAUCUCCAGAAAGUGGAGGGCAUCCGAGUCGACUCCAGCAGCUCCAACAUUUCGCAUCAACUUCUCCGUCUUUGUGGAGCAGGAUCCGACGAUGGCAGGAUGAAAGAUGGCUCUGCAAGCCUACUCCUUGUCCUUGGGACGGGCUCAACGUGCUGGCCCCAACUUUACCACGAUGAUCUCACUGACAAGAAUGACCGAAAUGCACUAUUCAUGAUUCCCGGCAAUUGUCGCAACACAAGUUAA
Messenger RNA from Pochonia chlamydosporia 170, 267 nucleotides. RefSeq lists its product as hypothetical. The transcript has a single exon. Lineage: Eukaryota; Fungi; Ascomycota; Sordariomycetes; Hypocreales; Clavicipitaceae. The record is from RefSeq and is a predicted model, not a curated record. The coding region runs from base 1 to 267 and encodes 88 amino acids.